Messenger RNA from Magallana angulata, 1063 nucleotides. RefSeq lists its product as uncharacterized. The record is from RefSeq and is a predicted model, not a curated record. Lineage: Eukaryota; Metazoa; Mollusca; Bivalvia; Ostreida; Ostreidae. Bases 491 to 970 code for a protein of 159 amino acids. The transcript has 4 exons.
UAUGGUGUCACAUACCACGAUCUUUUUCAUUCGGCCGCGUAGAAGAAGAUUGACCUGUGAUGAGUCCUUUGGUUAUUCAAUUUUAGUCAACAUAAAAUACAUGUAUGCUAUGAAUUGCUCGUAUAGACCAAGACCACAGCAAGUAGACAACAUUAGUAACGUUAAACGAAGGAACAGGUUAUUUAUGAUUAACCCAAUGGUUGCUGAAUCAAUAUGCAUAUGUAAUAAGAAUUGAUAUUCUUACUUCAUGUACUUUUACAAGAUAAGAGAGUAAUAAUGUUGGUAUACAUGUAUAUAUUUGAUAGAAUUAAACAUUUUUGAAGAUAAAGAUCCAGCUAGAGAGUCAUGUCUGACUUCCUCUUUUGAUAAUAUAUUUUACGCCAUAUAUUUGGUGUCAGUUGGAUGUAACCAUUUGUGGAAAUGACGAAUGUCAUUAUGAUUAUAGGGAGGAAAUGUUUAUCAAAUGUUAUAAAUACAAGAAAUAUCAGAAAUGUUUAACAGCGUCAUGGUAUACCAGCUUUCUCUUGCCAUUUCUCUGUUUUGCUGUACCAUAUUCUGUGCAUCUUUUAAUUGCGAAAGAUUUUCAGAACAGAAAUGUUAUAAAGACUGCCAGUGGAACGAAGCAUUCAACAAGUGUAUUGACUGUGAAACUGGUUUUUAUGGAGAAAACUGUUCAAGUCCAUGCAGAUAUCCGAAUUAUGGAAAAUAUUGUCAACAAGAUUGCUCACACUGUAACCUAGACGAGUGCAAUUCAAAACUUGGUUGUAUGUCAUCCGAUAUUCCAACUAGUCAAGAUUAUAAUACAUCAAAGGAAAAAUCCAUUAAACUGAAAUACAUCAUCAUUGGAUUAAUAGCAUUUGGAUUUUUUGCUACUUUCAUUAUUAUUGCUUAUGUGUACAAAAUGAAAAGACGGUCUUUUGAAAAUGAAAGGAAUUGGUCCUCAUUUGUGCAUAGACUUCGUUAUUAUUAACUUUGCUUUUGCAAAACUAAAACAAUUUGCUAUUUUUAAAAUCAUUUCAUAUAAUAAAAGUUUCAAAACAAAUAUGUGUCUAAAAUUUAAUUU